Messenger RNA from Podarcis lilfordi (Lilford's wall lizard), 17505 nucleotides. NCBI's taxonomy places the organism in Eukaryota, Metazoa, Chordata, Lepidosauria, Squamata, Lacertidae. The record is from the annotation of a GenBank genome assembly.
AUGAUGGCCAGACUCCUUGUCCUGUGUGUUGCAGUUCUUGCCUGCAUCAGUAUUGGUAAGGCAAACAUCCAGCUUUAUCCCUGUUCUUGUAUAUUUCCUAAUGGAUUUGUUUCUCAUCUCUUUACCUCGCUGCCACCCUCAAAUUCCUUUACUUUGUGGCUUGCCAGAAUCUUUUUAACUAGGAACAAUUCCUCAUUCGACUGACCAAACUAGGAAAUGUACCAGCAGGGAGAGCAAACUCUUUAUUCUUGGUAGAAAUAGUCUCAUAAGGGGGGGUUCAAAGGUAUUGCCCUUUAUAUAUUGGGGCAAGGGGUAACUGUCACCAAAGCUGUCAUUCCCUUAGCUGCUGGAUAAGAGAAGUAGAAAACUUCUGCUUUUGUGGCAAACUAUGUGUUUCCCACUAUAUCUGACCUGGAUAAAGAAAUAAGUUGUUGUUGUUUUUUAAAAAAUGCAUGGAUUGCAACAAAAUGGGAAGGAAGGGGAAAGGUUGUUUUUGCUGUGCCAAAUAAAGGCUUGACCUUUUUUUAAAAAAACAACAACAAACCCUCCAAACUGGACAGCUCGAAGGAAGACAGGAAACAAGGGCAAAAAAACCCCGCUACCUAAAUAAACUUCACACCGGAUUAUUUGUGAGCAUAUGUACAAUAUUUUUGAAUGCGAUGUUGUGCAAAUAUUUUGUAAGUCGCUUUGCGAUCCCCUUGAGGCUAUAAACUGGGGUGGAAGUAUUCUCAAUAAAUACAUUAAAAUAGCUCUACAUUGCAAACUAAAAGGGGGGAAAAUGGGCUCAGUGCCAUCCCUUAGAAAACAAGGAGUCCCAGUCUCCUGGGUUUUGGCUACUAAACAGCAAACCUUGAUUCUAGCACCUCUUUCCCCGAAUCUUAUCUUUGAGUUGUCAGGAUGGUCUGCCUCCUCCUUAUCUUUGAGUUGCCAGAGUUGUGCCCUGCAGAUGUUUUGAACUACAACUCCUACCAGCUCAGAGGGUUUACCUCUGUUAGUUUUUGGCAGGAAAAAAGGGUCUUCUUGUGGCAUCUUAAAGACACAAAAAGAUUUGUGGCUCUAACUGUUGUGCAUCUCUUGAACUGGGGUCUAAUCUACAAAAGCUUAAGCCACAGUAUAAGCCAAUGUUGUCAGCUGCUGCCCCUGGGGUCACACUGGUGACAGAAGAGUGGGAGAGCUAUAUUUUGACCAUAAACAAAAAAAACAAAGAAAUCUGUUAUCCUUAAAGUUGCCACAAGACUCUCUCAGGGCAAAACUUUCUCACUUGUCAAGACUGAUCAAUCUGAAAGUCACCCAAGGUGGAUUAAGAUGGAGAUACACGCAUACAGAUCUUUGGGUGGUAUCCAAGUAAGCCUUGCUCAGAGUAAACCCUAUUGAUAUUAAUGCACAUGACUCAGUUUUCUCCAUUGGAUGGGGUGGGUCUACUCUGAGUAAAACUUACUUGACUACCACCCAUUCCCCCCCAAAAUAUAUCCCAGGGGCCAUUUGAAGAGGUGAUUUGAUUCGCUUUUUUUGCACAUGAUAUUGGCCCGAAUAUAAGCCACACCCAAAUAUAAGCCACACCUUUGAAAUUGGGGAGGGGGGGGAGCAAAGAAAGAAAAAAUACCUGAAUAUAAGCCACUCCAUUCCUUGCUGCUCCUGGCUGCAUACUGGGGGGGGGGGGGGAGCCGGGCUGCUUUGCCGACAGCCUUUCCCUUCCUCGCUCUCUCCCUUCCUGGCUUUGGGGGAGAGACGCAUGGGGUGGGCGCCAUUUUGCCAUGCUCCUGGCGCUGUUUGCCCCGCGCCGUAAAGUCGUGAAUAUAAGCCGCACCUUAGCUUUUCAUAGUCAGAAUUUGGGGGGGAAGUGAGGCUUGCAUUCAGGCCAAUACGGUAGUUAAGUUGUGGGAUUUGCUCCUGUAAUAGGUAGUGGUGGCCCCUAACUUGGGUGGCUGUAAAAGAGGACCAGACAAACUCAUGGCAGUCGCUACCUACUAAUCAUGAUGGCUGUGUUCUACCUCCAUUGUCAGAGCUGGAAUGCACAGCUGCUUGGAAUCACUGGUGUGGACUGAGCACUGUUGCACCCAGCUCUUGCAUAGACAUCAUAGGCUUCCCAUAGACAUCAUAGAGGAUGCUGAAAAGACAUGAGCCCCCUUUGACCUGUGAUCCAGCAGAGCUCUUCUUGUGUUCUUAUGCCCCUCUGGCCAUUUGGGGGUGGUCUCCAAAGACCACUUGCACAGGCAACCGAUGACCCUACUGCAAUGUGUCCCUAUUGCAAUUCAGAAAAAACCAAGGCAUCCCAAUGUUCCCUACGUCAUUCAUUUUUGCAAGUCCUGUGUGUGUGUUUUGUUUUUGUAAUGGCACCACCAACUGGUCACCUCCCUAUUGGGAUCACCCCCAAACCUCCAUAUUUCUACUGUGCCAAAUACCUUAUUUUUCCGUGCAUAACACGCCCCUGUGUAUAAGAUGCCCCCUAUUUGGGGGGACUCAAAAUUAAGAAAAUGGGGGGGGGAUUGCCCAGAGUUGUUGAAUCACUCGCACUACCGUCGUCGCUGGCAAUCUCCUGCUCACGGCAGCGACCACUCAUAUAUCCGUGUAUAAGAAGACCCCAAUUUUUAAGCAUUAUUCUAAUGUACUAAAACCUCGUCUUUUACAUGGAAAACUACAGGUCAUUUGCCUCCCUGGUGCUGCCUUGCCACACCCUGCUUUUUAAGAGUCGCGGCUUUGAAACUCUCUUUGAAACUGUUGAGAAAGCACGGGAAAAUAAGUUAAGGAGCUUAAGGAAAAAGUGGGCAGGUGGAGAGCUUGAAAGCAUUGGACUUAAGACGGAACGGGGGGGGGGGGAGUCAUAAUCAGGUAACAAGUUUCUUUUUUAAAAAAGAGAAAAGAGGAAUGCCACAGACAAGACAAAGGAUAUAUUGUGGAGUCUCUAGAGAGGGUGGGGAUCUUUAGAAACAGGCAAAACACCCAUCACAUCAGGGAUGGGCCAGGGAUAGCUCCCAUGUUUAAAGACUAGUUAACAAAAUGCAUAUCCAAACAUGUAGCGUUCUGGUUCCUCUUCAGACAUCUAUUUUUCCUUCCCCAACACCAUUACUCACACCAUGGUCAGCCAACUUGAGAAAAAAGAAGACGAAGAAGAGUCGGAAAAAACCAGGGGAUUUUUCUUCUUCCCCAAGCACUUCUUCUUCCUUUAACGAUGGGCGAGGGUGUCUAAAAGUCUUGAGCCAACCUUAAGAUUACCAAACGUAUUGCAGCGUUGUGUAGGCAAGGCUUCCUCCCUGGAAGUAAUCGUAAGUGGGUGUUCACGCAGGAAAGUUGACGUUCCAGUAAAAAGGACUAGCCCUUAGGGUGCCACACAAAACUUUUGGAACUGAGGGUUAUUCCACGCUUCGGCUUGCUCCGAUUCUAGACAACGCAGGUCUGAGCGGUUUCCCACUUGAACCAUUCCUUUCCGAGGGACAACUCGAUUGUUACUUGCUCCGAUCUGAGCACUAAAUAGCCGUUUCCCCCUCAGGGGAAAGCAGUGGGAUAAACGUUUAUUCACGGUUUCAGCCCGCACCAUUCCAGAUUAUGCUCUUGAGUUUUUAUAGGUGUUUUGAAAUACAGGGCUAAGAAUGCAGACCUUCGACAAUUGUUUUCUUAGCACUUCAGUAAAAACAGGAUAGUUUUUUUGGUUUUUUUUAAACUCGCCCUCAGCAUUCACAUUUCUGCUGAAAUUCAGAAGUUGGCCUCGUUUUUUUCUAUUGGCAGAUGUGAAUUCAAAAUUCUUUGUGAGGGAAGAAAAGAAUAAUAAUAAUAAUAAUAAUAAUAAUGUAUUAUUUAUACCCCGCCCAUCUGGCUGGGUUUCCCCAGCCACUCUGGGCAGCUCCCAACAGAAUAUUAAAAACACAAUAAAACAUCAGUCAUUAAAAACGUCCCUAAGCAGGGCUGCCUUCAGAUGUCUUCUAAAAGUCAGAUAGUUGUUUAUUUCUUUCACAUCUUGUGGGAGGGCAUUCCACAGGGCAGGUGCCACUGCCAAGAAGGCCCUCUGCCUGGUUCCGUGUAACAUCACUUCUCACAGGGAGGGAACCGCCAGAAGGCCCUCAGAGCUGGACCUCAGUGUCUGGGCUGAACGAUGGGGGUGGAGACGCUCCUUCAGGUAGUCUCAUUCCAUGAUAGCUCUCUGCCCUACAGUGGAGGGCAUGGAUAAGGGAAAUUUGGUAGGCGGGUGGGUGGGUGAGAGCAUUGUCAGUGUGGGUGCCUUGACAGUUGACUCUGAGCACGCAGGAAGGCCUAACAAACCUUAUAAUCAAGGUGUAGCAAAGGCUGUUAUUUAGAUGUUUGUAUGUUGUAUACUAACAUGAGUUUGACCAAACUGUGGGAGGCAGUGGAAGACAGGAGUGCCUGGUUUGCUCUGGCCCAUGGGGUCACAAAGAGUUGGACACAACUAAAUGACUAAACAACAAAACAACAGAUGUUGUAUAUCUUGCUUAUCUCCCUUCUCAUAACACUAGAACUCAUUGACAAUGAACUCAUUUAAUGAAGAUUAAGGUUGGCACUUCUUCACACAGUUGAACUUUGGGUUUUGCUCCCACGAGACAUGGUGAUGACCAUAGACAGGAUUAGGCAGAUUCCUGGAAGAUACAGCUAUUAGUGCCUCCUAGACCCAAUACCUCUGUUCUUCCUACACUGUCUGCAUGCCUCCCAACAUUGUUGUUGUUGUUUAGUCGUUUAGUCAUUUCCGACUCUCUCAUGCUGAUAGCUUCAAGAACACCGUCCAACCAUCUUGUCCUCUGUUGUCCCCUUCUCCUUGUGCCCUCAAUCUUUCCCAACAUCAGGGUCUUUGCCAGGGAGUCUUCUCUUCUCAUGAGGUGGCCAAAGUAUUGGAGUCUCAGCUUCACGAUCUGUCCUUCCAGUGAGCACUCAGGGCUGAUUUCCUUAAGAACGGAUAGGUUUGAUCUUCUUGCAGUCCAUGGGACUCUCAAGAGUCUCCUCCAACAUCUCCCAACAUUAGUUGCUCAGAAUUACAAAUGGGAAGAGCCUCAUUUCUCUUCGGUUGACCACUGUGAGGUCAGGCUACAGGACUAAAUGGGACUUUGGCCUAAUCUCGUUGGGCUUCUCUUCCGUUCUUACGCCACGCAAAGUGGUUCGUGUCAGGAAGCAAAAGAACAAGAUGCAAAUUUCGCAAUUGCGAAUGCGGGAAAGAAGCGAUGGGUUGUAUAACCAGCUAAGUCAAGGGUGCGGAACUGGAUCCAGACAGCAAGCCAGAACCUGACGUCCCCUAAUACCUAUAUUUGCGAGGCAGGGCCGCUUUCCUGUCAAUUGCCCAAUAUCACAAUGAACUGAUUUCUUUUGCAGACCAACUUGAGUUCACUGCCCAUUGUCUUGGGUUGGUGAGUCACUUAGUCCCUAGGGUCCCAAGGCAUUGAAAUCAGUAGAUUUUUGUUAGUCACCAGCUGACGCCCAUUGGUUUCAAUAAGUUCAUGACUUAUUGUGUUACUGUCUUAAGAGAGCCAGUGUGGUAUAGGGUUAAGAGCGGUAGUCUCAUAAUCUGGGGAACUGGGUUUGCGUCUCCGCUCCUCCACAUGCAGCUGCUGGGUGACCUUGGGCCAGUCACACUUCUCUGAAGUCUCUCAGCCCCACUCACCUCACAGAGUGUUUGUUGUGGGGGAGGAAGGGAAAGGAGAAUGUUAGCCGCUUUGAGACUCCUUCAGGUAGUGAUAAAGCGGGAUAUCAAAUCCAAACUCUUCUUCUUCUUCUUCUUCUUCUUCUUCUUCUUCUUCUUCUUUAAGUAUGUUUUCAGGGAAAAGGGGAGUGGGGCUUCUAUCACAUCCCCAUCACUGGGCAGACCUCCACCCACCACUGACAGCUUGUCCAUCUUGUUGAGACGGAUCGGUUGCUUAUGGAAUAGCUAGCAGGAUCAGCAAUUAAGAAGGGAAAGGAAGGAGAGGUAGCUGAGCUCACAUUUAAGCAGAAACAGUGGGCCAGAAACCCCAACAACAGGGGGUUCCAUGGUUCUCAGAAGCCUCAAAACACAGGCAGAAAUGCCUCCAUAUCUGGGAAAUUGGGAAAUAAUUAGGAAAGUGCUGUUGCUUUCAGGCUUCCCAUAGGGGCGUCUGGUUUUAUAAUUCACAUUGUUAUUCUGGUUGAGAACAAGAUGUUGGAUCAGACGGGCUCCCUUUGGUUUGAUCCAGCAGGGUUCUUCUCCUUACUCUGCUUUCCUUGCAGGUAAAAAUGUGAGCAAACAACCUCAUCUAUUCACAGUCUCAUCUGUGUGUCUACUGGUGGUGGUCCAUCCUGUUCCGCCACCUGAGGCAAAACAGGAAGUGUCGCCUGGCCCUGCCACCACUGCCUGCACCACCCGCCCUCCACAGGUGGCAGAGAAGUGGCGCUGGUAUCAGUGCCAGUUUCAGGCAAGAUCUCAUCAAAAUCUCAAGAGAUCUUGUGGAGCGCACGAGAUCUCACCUCAGAUCGGUGCCAGCGCCACUUCUCUGCUGGUGGUAGAGGAGGCUGCUGGGAUGGUUGCCUCACCUACCUAACAGCUGGCCCGGCCCUUGAGUGUACUGGAAUCUGCUGUCGCGUCUUGGGCUGGUUGCUGUUGACUUCACAGUUAUCUCUGUCUGCCACACAGAAGGGUGAUCAUGGGAUCAACUCAGCACACCUGUGGCUUAGAGAUAAGCUGAGAGUCUGCGUCAUUGUUGACUUUCAGAGAGAUUCAGAAAACAUUCCUCUUUACCCCAAAAGAUACCAAUCCUGGCAACCCUGAGGAAAUCGUUCUUAGAAUGUUUUAACUGUUUUCGGAAUGUUUUUCCCCUUUUUAUUAUUGAAGCGUGGCUCUUCCUGGAGGAAGAGCAGGAUAUAAAUGGAACAAGUCAAUAAAAAGAAAAUUUAUACGUGUGCCCUGCCCUUGGGAGAAACCACAGGUGGGCACGCCCUAAGUACCAAAAUGGGAAUAGAUGUUUCCAGUAGGUUUCAACCAAGAGAAGAAAAACACCGUUUUGGAAUUUAUUAAUGUAGAGACUGAGGUUGUGCUUUUCGACCGAAGUCAUCACUGUGUUUGACAAGAGCUCAAUGGGACUUAUUGCCGGAUAGGAAUAUGUGAGAUUGCAGCCCUCCGUGUAUCUGCGUGGAUAUUAUUGGUUUCCUCUGAGGCCCCUCUUCUGGUCCGCUUCACCUGUGGAGCUGAGGGCGAGGGUGAUGAGAGAAAGAGCCUUUUCACUCAUGACACUCUAUUUUUGGAACAGUUAUCUUACGUUGGCUUGCUUGGCCCGGUUCCUCAGCCUCCUGGCAUUUUAACUACCAGAUGAAUACUUCCCUUCCCCCCUUUUCUCUUUUUGCCAUGGCCUUUCAAAUCUCCUGCUUUCAGAUUUAUACAUUUAACCUAGUGCACGUUGCUUCGUUUUGUGUUGCUCUCUUGCUGUUUCCCCUGCCAUUUCCUUAAACCAGCUGUUUUGAGGCCCAGGAUCAGGACAGAACACAAGAAGAACCCAAUCGGGCCAGUGACCCAUCUAGUCCAUAGCUGUCAACUUUUCUUGCGAGGAAUCCUAUUCGGAAUAAGGGAAUUUCCCUUUAAAAAAGGGAAACUUUGACAGCUAUGAUCUAGUCCAAAAUCCCAUUUCCACAGUGGCCAACCAGUUGUCUAGGGAAAACCCACAGGCCACAUAGGAGCGCAGGAAUCAUAGAAUCGUAGGAUUGGAAGGGACCCUGAGGAUCAAGUCCAAUCCCCCUGCAAUGCAGGAAUAUGCCACUGUCCCAUACAGGGAUCGAACCUGCAACCUUGGUGUUACCAGCACCACGCUCUAACCUCUUGAAUUCCCAGGCAACUGGUAUUCAGAGGAGUAUUCAGAGGCAGCAUACAGCCACCCUGACCCACGAACUUGUCUAAUCCCCUUGUCAAGACUUUUAACUUGUUAGCCAGAAAUAUAAUAAAUAAAAUAAAUAUGUAGCCCUACUGGCUUACGUUAGGGAUGAAAUGUAGUGUUCAUUCGAUCUAGGCUUUCUUCCAAACAAUAUUGGGAACUGUAGUUUGCCCCCUCACAAAGCUACUGUUCCCUUCUGGCGGUUCCCUCAUUGCGAGAAGCAAAGCUACAGGGAACCAGGCAGAGGGCCUUCUCGGUAGUGGCGCCCACCCUGUGGAACGCCCUCCCAUCAGAUGUCAAAGUGAUAAACAACUACCGGACAUUUAGAAGACAUCUGAAGGCAGCCCUGUCCAGGGAAGUUUUUAACGUGUGACAUUUUAAUGUAUUUUUCAUCUUUGCUGGAAGCCACCCAGAGUGGCUGGGGAGACCCAACCAGAUGGGCGGGGUACAAAUAAAUUAUUAUUAUUAUUAUUAUUAUUCCCUGCACCCUUGACAAGCCCCAGUUCCUAAGUUUAAUUGGGGGAAGCCGUGUGGUUUCAACAUAUGGUGGAGAUGUGGCCCUGGACCAACGGUGUACCUUGGAAGUUUACCCUCCAUGAGAAGAUCGUUGCGGAAAGCUUGCACAACGUGACUGAAACUCCCUUGCGUGUGUGGCUGCUACAGAGGAAUGUUAUUGAGGGGUGGGAACAAGGCGUAACCCCACAGCCUGGCCAAACUGUUGCCGCGCCUUAGAAUACACCCCAGGGUCUCAUUCAAUCGCUCAGCGAUUUCCUUGGCAAAGACUGUAAUCGAGGCUGAAAAGAUUCCUUAAGGAUGGAACAUUGGAAGCCCACUGGUCUCGAGAGGCUGAAUAAUAAUAAUAAUAAUAAUAACAACAACAACAACAACCCGUUUUCCUCAGCCAGGCCCCUGCUCCAAAAUGUCUUCUUCACAUGGUCCACUUGAGUCAACACAAUCUGUCCCCGCCUUUUAGGGCAGGAAUUCCAAAACUGCUCUCACACAGAGAGAGUCGAGCACCUUCAAGAAUGGUUUCACAACUUGUGGGGGUUCCCCCCACCCUCACAAUAAAUUGCAACCCUCCUUCGCUUUGCAACCCAAACAUGUCUCAACCAGUUUCCUGCCUCACUUCCAUGGGUCCCAGUAUUGUCCAGCCAGGAACUGGUUGUUGAUCAAAGGCUGCCGCCCUUACAGAGAAAUCUGGAAAUUUCCGCCUCGAGCUAAGCUGGAGUGUUGCGGUUAUUUCCCCGAUGACUCAGAAACACACGGCCCCCUCCCAGCCCUUCUUCGCCAGCAUCCCUCCUGAGUGGAAUUCUUUCAGCUCGCUCGCAUUUAUCGGAGAAAGCCGUUGCUAAAAUCUUCCCCCGUUACUCAUUUGCCACACCCCGAAGCACGCUGCCUGUUAUGCAAACCCUUUUGGCUGUUUUCCUCUGCCUUGCGGAGAAUGGAAAUAAAAAAAGCUGGAAAGCCGUUUUCAUAAAUCACAAGUACAACUGGGCCGCGACGACCGCACUACAAAAAGAGAAAAGUGCAAGACUUAAACUGGUUAUCAGGGAGGUGGAGGCGCUAACAUAUGUCCAGAUUUCAUUAAAAAUGUAAGAUUUGGCCUAAGAGGGGGCAUCUAAUCCAUCAUAUUCUCAGUGUGCGCAACCUGAUGCCAAUGGGAAAAAUGAAAGUAGCACAUGAAAAACUUAAUUUUUAUCUGUUUAUGUGGCUGGCUUCUAUGCAGUAACACCAUAACAUGAAGGCAGUCUUUAAAUAAAGAUAGUUGUUAUAAGAUUGAGGUUUUUUUGGGGGGGGUCUUUUGGAUGUCCUCUGGUGACCCCAUCAGUCUAGCUGUCCCCUAAGCUUUGGUACCAGAGUUCGCUUUGUUGCAUUAAUGGCUCUAGCCAAAUCUUUUAAGUGACAGCAGCACUUCCCCAAACCGUUAUUUUUUCCUCCUUCCGCCCUUCGGGGCAGGAUAUGUAGAUACCGUAAUUGUUAUUUUCCUGCCUGAGCCUCUCUGUGAGCUUGCAAACGCUUGCUUGCCUUCACAAAUUGCCCUCUUGCUAUUUAAAAACAAACCCAGGAACUGGUAGCGGAUGCAUCUGUUAGCAAAUAAUGUGUCGUUUGGUAUUGGCCCCAGAACUACACCCUGUGAACACGGCCUCCAAAUCUGAUGUCUGUGCCAGGCUCAGUCGUGAGGAAAAACACAGUGGGGAAGGACAGGGAGGUUUCCCAAACCACAGUGUGGCUUCUCAGUCUGUGGGAACCGGGGACCAGGCAGGUGGAUGCUUCCAGGUAGAUUUCAGGCACUUUACUGCUCUCUCGUUUCAAAGGCAGUGCUUUGCGUGGACAGGCGGAGUCCCCCAAACCCUGGUCAUGUGGAAUAACGACUCAAGACAAUGUGCUAUGGGAUUAAAUUGGCCACAACUUUAUUAUAUUUCAUAUGUGGGUAGACCUUGGCUCAGGCAUUGGGCGUUUAUCCCUCCCAGUCCCCAACUGGGGAUCUGGGGAACAUCGGGGUUAUCCAGUGUGGGGGGGGGGAUGGGCCGGCUCUGGAGAACAUAUGUUCAAGCAGAGAUAGCCGCCCCCGUUACGCCGCCGUCGCAGGGGAGAGCAAUGACGACCUCUCGGUGUACAGUCAAAGCCUCCCCUCAAAAACCCCUUUAAGGGGGAACCUGGGUAUCGCCUCCGCAAAGAGGAAGGGGGCGUGGGUCACCACUGCAUGCCCCUCCCCCCAUUCAGGAAGAUAGACUAAAGGAUUCCGCCCAAGGCCUGAUACUGCCAAAGUUGUGAAAUUUUGCUACGGGAAAGGCAAAACCUGCCAAUGCAGGGGAAUUCCUUUCCGGCCCUUCAACAGCGACCUUGACGUAGCAGCGCCCGCAUACCUGUGAAGAAAAGGUUAACCUGCAAAAUAAGUCUUAACAGAGGGUGGGUAGGGUGGGAGAAGCUCUGAAGCCAACUGAAGAUUCCCAGGUAAGAUCCUCCCUCUAUUGUGUGGCAGGUAGUCCCUCCCCUACCUGGCCUGGUCUCCUUGGCAACGCUUCCCCAGGUGGAAUUGGACAACUGGCUGAGGUAGGCGGAGACCUCCAGGUAUCCCACCUGGGGGAAGGCAAAGCCAAGCCUGUGCUAAUGGAGCCACACAGGGUCCAGGGGCUGUGUGCAUCCACGCAAAGGGCACCCCCCAUUUAAUGUGGGGAGUGGUCAUUCUGUCCUCUAACCAAAUACAGUGGUACCUCAGGUUACAUAUGCUUCAGGUUACAGACUCCGCUAAUACCUCAGGUUAAGAACUUUGCUUCAGGAUGAGAACAGAAAUCGUGCUCCGGUGGCGUGGCAGCAGGAGGUCCCAUUAGCUAAAGUGGUGCUUCAGGUUAAGAACAGUUUCCAGUUAAGUACGGACCUCCGGAACGAAUUAAGCACUUAACCUGAAGUACCACUGUAGUGUCUUGUCAGCAGGGUUUAUCUGGUAUGCAAAAGGAUUCUGAUCUGCAGUGUGGGGAAAGGGACAGCAGGCAAGCAAAUGUUAUACUUCCCCUCCGGUCUGACUCAGAAAAGAGUUACCUUCGUACAGGAAUCCCUUCUUUCCCCACAAACGUUGCCAUCGCCUCCCCUUUCAAGGAUGCGGGCAAACAGGGCAUACUGUUCCAGUUUGCAGAAAACACACAUUUUAGAGGCCCUGGGAAAGGUCUUGUUUUCCACGAAGGGCUGUGGUUUGGAGCGGAGCUGUUUUUUCCAGACUGGGCAUCCGCUUGGUUCCUGUCUGCAAUGUUUGCUUCUUGCAGCAAAGCUCACCGCAGGCUGCUUGCUGGUCCUGUUUGUGUGUGUGCUUGAGAUUAUAGUGUCUUAUUUGUGCGAGCCUUUGGCGGGGCAUCGCUUGCUUAUUUAAAAGAGCUGUGUAUGCACAUAAUCCCGCUCUGCAAAACACCUAAGGCAUGAGGGAAUAGAGAGUUAAAGGGUGCAAAAAUCACAGGCAAUUUUGACCCAUGUCCCUGUAUCUCUGGGGACCAAAUCCUACUUGUGGGAUUAUCUGUGAAUCUUUUGUGACGGGUGGGUGUGCCUUUUUAAAAUGCCUACAUUUGGUGGUGCGUGCACCUUCAUUUCCUCUUUUUUUCCUUAUUUAAAAAGGUUUUAUUACAACUUUUUUCAUAGUGCAAUAAGAAAAAAGAAACAGAGUACUCCCUCAAAGGUAGCUCUUAGCCAGGCAUAGGAAAACUCGACCCUCCAGAUGCUCUGGGACUACAAUUCCCAUCAUCCCUGACCACUGGUUCUGUUAGCGAGGGAUGAUGGGAGUUGUAGUCCCAAAACAUCUGGAGGGCCAAGUUUGCCUAUGCCUGCAGUCUUAAUUAACCCUUUAUUCACACAGAAAGUUGUGAACCCUCCCGACUCUAAACCUGGGAACUUUCCUUCCUCCUCCCAGUCUCUCACCCUGGGAAGUCUUCCCUUCCCUGUAUUUCCUGAAAAACGAUAAUAUUUAGGAAGUCUAUUCAGUCAAGUGGUUGGGUCCUUCAGUUCUUCAAUGUAAAGAUUAGAGAACCUAGGCAAGACCAUGCAAGUACAUUUCUAUGCUAUUAUUUUUUAUUAUUGCAUAUUAUUAUUAUUAUUAUUAUUAUUAUUGGGUUUAUAUUCUUUACUCAAAGGCACUCAGUGUGGCAUGCAUGGUUCUUGCCCUUCUCAUUUCAGUCCCACAACCCAAAAUGUAAGAAGAGUCUUUUAAUCAUUUGUCCCGAAGCAACACUUUUUGCAGCUCUUUUUCAGCUCUAAAGGCAGACAAGCCCGUACAGCUGGAACAAUUGCUUUUAAAGGUCUUGCAUUAGCCCACCUCUUAGUGCGUCAUUUUCUAAUCCCAUGAUGGAAUUAAAAGAUAGACUUUUUCGUAGCUUGCUAAAUUGUCAAAUGCCGCCACAGUGACAGCAUUCAAAGGGCUGCGUUCGCCACAGAGAUCUGUUGCUCUUUUAAAGGGGGAGGGCGCUAUGAAUCUCUAGCAGAGAUGUCUUUCUCUGUAUCUUAAGCAGAGUUGCCCGCAAAUUUCACUUCAAACGAAAUCUGAGGUGGAUCUGGAGAGCCCUUCUCAGUCAAAGCUUCCAAAGGAAUUUCAAGCGGAGCAAAAAGGACCUGGGCAAGAUGAGGCACCCUCUCUAAAGACAGCCCUAUCUGUUGUCUGGCGUAGGCUGAUAAGGACUGUGGUUCAAAAUAUCUUGAGGGCACCAGGUUGGUAGAGACAGUCAGGCGAUCCAAAUUUGUGAUUUGGAUCACAAAUAGGGAGAGUGCUGUCACACUCAUUUUAUAUAUCAUGGUUUUAACUGUAUUUACAACAUUUUGGAAACAUCUGAAGGCAGCCAUGUACAGUGGUACCUCGGGUUACAGACACUUCAGCUUACAUACGCUUCAGGUUACAGACUCUGCUAACCCAGAAAUAGUACCUUGGGUUAAGAACUUUGCUUCAGGAUGAGAACAGAAAUCGCGCGGUGGUAGCUGGAGGCCCCAUUAGCUAAAGUGGUACCUCAGGUUAAGAACAGUUUCAGGUUAAGAACGGACCUCCAGAACGAAUUAAGUACUUAACCUGAGGUACCACUGUAUAGGGAAGUUCUUUAAGGUUUAAUGUUUCACUAUGUUUUUAUAUAUGCUAGAAGCCGCCCAGAGUAGCUGGGGCAACCCAGUCAGAUGGGCAGGGUACAAACAAUAAAUUGUUAUUAUUGUUAUAACAGUUUUGUAUGUGUUAUUAUAUUGUCACAAAAGUCGGGUGCCGCCCCCAUGGUCUACCAGAGAGGCCCAGGUUACUCCCAGCUUUUGAGGCCCCUAAGCAUAGCUGUCAACUUUCCCCCUUUCUUGCGAGGAAUCCUAUUUGGAAUAAGGGAAUUUCCCUUUAAAAAAGGGAAACGUUGACAGCUAUGCCCCUAAGCAUAAUAAAUAUUAAAAGUGACAGCACAUGAAACCAAAAUAAAGCACUAGAAUACAGUUAUUUCUUAAGAAAGAAAUGUUUUUCCAGCUGGGAGAGUAUGCCACAUUUUGGUCUGGUGCACCUAAAAAAAGAAAUUGCAGACCUUCUGACAGAAAACCAACAAAUUUCUAAAUCGGAGGUCCAGCUUUCAGCUAGAGGCUUUCAGCGAAGGGCGCCCCCUGCCCCCCGCUAGCCCUGACCAAAGUCCUAAGACUUGUGCCCUAAUGUCUGAUCAGAAGAUUUCUCAGUUAUAUCUCUCACCUUUUAAAAAUAUAUAUUUCUCUGUGCUUCAGGAUCUGCUCUGCAGUGCUUGAAAUGUUCAUUCACGUUUCACGGAAUGCCCUGCCAUACAUCCACCACCACCUGCCAAGCAGGAGAGGUCUGUGCUACCAUCCGGGGAGCAGCAGGUAAAGAUACUUCUUUAAUUUCUCAGAUUAUUCUCUCCCCCCUCAAACCCCACCCUUUUCCUACUUCUGUUCUCUGCCCUGCCGUCCCCCGUCCCCCAAUGAGCCGUUCCUGGCAUAAUUUUUUCCCCCUCCCUGAGAGAGCGUUUGGGCCGGUCCCCAUGAAAGAGUCACACAUGUGGAAUAAAUUACAGUGCUAUUUAGAGUCCACAUGCAUAAGCCUGGCAAAAAACUCUCCCAUUUUCUUAAAGCUGCUCGGCCAUCUUAAAUCUGGCUGACUCAGAUUCAUUACAAAACACUGUUUAUGUAAGGAAGAUCCACCCGCUGAAGCCAGAUAGAUCCUAGUAGCAUGAGGCAGGGAUGUGGUGCGUAAGAUUUGAAAUAUACUCGGAGUCGAGAGAGGAUUUCAUGCUCUUUAUUCAGCUCAUAGUGGUGAGGAGGAAUGGAUGUUCCCCCCAAAUAUCUGCAUUAUGUACAUUAUUUACACAAUGGGCCCCACGUGAUUGGCUAAUUCCGAGAUUCUCCUGUAGGCCAAUCAGGUUGUGGAUUCACUUCCACUUGGAGCUGGAUUGGGUGGCUCCUGCAGACCAAUCAUACUGCUGCAUUGUUCUAGGACCAAUCAGACGGCUGCAUUUAUUCUGCAACAUGUUAUUGCAAAAUAAUAGUGCAUUAGCGACGGAUAUCGUCUGCUUUCAUUUGUGCUGUAGUGAAACAGAAGUGUGAGGGGGAAAUAGCCAGAACAUUUGCGCGAUGUCAGCGGGAAGUUACAGGAUAUGCACUGAUUGGAAACGAAGCAGUGUGACCACCGCAAUACUUUUGUGGGCACAAACAGCAGCGAAAGAGGGAUUUUGUGCAACUGCCCCACUAGUGUUAUGAUUGCAAAUUAUCAUGAAGGCACAAUAAAAAGGGCGUUUGGAGGAGCCUUUCAGGACUCUGUACAAGACAACGCUAUCCCUAUGAGUUGUUCAUUGAUUUUUAUGGUUAUUGCUGUUUUUCCUUUUGUUAUUUUUCUGAAUGAUGCCAUGGCCUAUGGCUAGAGCAAUAAAAGUCUAUGAUGAUGAUGAUGAGUUGUUUGUUUUGUGCUGCAGUGGCAAUCUCCCUUUUCUUCCCCCCCCCCCGACAUACGCAGACCAGGAUGGCUCAGGAGUGCCAACUUGGCCCCACAACUGUGGGUGCCAUGCAGCGUGCAUGCCCCUGGUGCUGAAAUUUGUGGGUGCCCGGCCCCUUCAUGGGGAAUCUUGUGGGUGCUUGGGCACCCAGGGCCCCAGGGAAUUGGCACCUAUGCUCAGGCAGGUGGGAAGGAAUUGUGGUCCAAAAACAUCUGGAAGGCAUCAGAUUAGAGAAAGCUGGUCUACAGUGACCGUGGACUCAUGAUCUCUUCUUGCCCCCUGCUUCCCCCCAGGAAACCUGCUCUUUACCACGGAAUCGGAGCAAACAUCAAUCGAGUUUUCUGCGGAUAGACAUUUGCUCUGAUUCUGCAGUAAAGAGGGGUUUCCUGGGGGGAAGCAGCGAGGCAAACAGAAAAGCACUAGGACCCCCUGCGCAGAAAGCAAAGGACAAUUCCUGCAUUGAAGGGGGUUGGACUAGAUGACUCUAGGGGUCCCUUCCAACUCUACAAUUCUAUGAUUCUAAGUGGAAAACUUGAAUCCAUGCUUUGUAGGCACAGGACCAAGGCUUGCCCAAGACAUUUUGGUGCCUGAGGGGAACCACAAAAUGGUGUGUGUGUGUAUGUGGGUGUGGGUGUGUGUGCGCGCACACACACACACUGCCAGGAAGGAAGGUGUGAGUGAAGAUGUAUAUCAGGAACAAGGGAGGAAUCGAAUCAACCUUACCUGUUGGUUGAAUUGGGAAUCAAAGGCUGUUGCGGCGGAAAGAGGCCCUCUCUGAAUCAGGCUGGCUGGGUGUAAAGCCCAAGAAGCCCCAGAGGGCAGCUUCUGCCAUUUCCUCCCUGGGAGGAGACCAGUAGAGUCCCCUAUUCACCAAGAAGCUGCUGUAGAGGUGGCAUAGCUGGGGUUGCUGAGGAGGUGGCAGAUCUGGCCUCUAACUCGCAUGCCCGUGCAGCGGCAGAUGCAUUCCUUGGAGACUGGAUCUGCUGUCCCCCUAUGGAUUCUGCCAUCUGAGGCGGCCGCUGCACCUUGGCUCUGUUGGAUGCGUCCAAGGAAAUGGGGGCAAUUCACAAGCCCCCAGCUGGCAGCCAGGCGAUCUCCGGUCCUUGGCACAGCAUAAAACAGUGACUGGGGAAACCCAGCCAGAUGGGCGGGGUACAAAUAAUAAAUUAUUAUUAUAUUCACAAGGGCAGAAAGAGGCGUAUGUAAAGCAUAUUUACAAGCAGUUUAUUCAGGACAAAGGAAAAACAUGACUUCUCCCUUUCACGUCCAAGCAAGCAUAAGCAAAAGCUAUACACAAACAGAAGUUCCCAGCAAGCUGUGCUGGAAAGUAAACAGGCAUGUGACACACAACAGCCUGUUCCUCUUAAGGUGGAACGGAAUAUCUUAACAGCCUCAUGUGUGAGCCGGCCCUGCACGGGACAAGCGAGGUGCAGACGAGCCUUACCUGGGAAGCAAUGCCUCGCCAAACCACAUUCAGCUCCCUUAAAUAUUAUGAUCUGGUCUUUCUCAGGCAAAACCUUUCUAGGGCUGCCAUAUGUCCAGGUUUUCCCGGACGCAUCUGGGAAUUGGGUUGCCCAAACUGCAUCCAGGCACAUUUUCGUUGAGUUGAAAUGCUUCCCAAAACAAAGCUCAACAACUUCACUGCCCCCCCACCCCCUCAGCAAGCUCAACAACCUUGACAAAAAAAGAGCUUUGUCCAGAUUUUCACUUUGGGGAAUAUGGCAAGCUUACUUUCAUGCAUUCGCUAAACACACAAAGGGUCCCGCUUGCCAAAAUGUUUGUCUUCCUCAACUAGGGCACCCUCCAGAUGUUGUUGGACCAAAGCUCACCAUCCUCCCUAACCCAUAGCUGCCAACGUUUUUCUUUUUUUAAAGGAAAUUCCCUUAUUCCGAAUAGGAUUCCUCGCAAGAAAAGGGAAAAGUUGACAGCUAUGCCCUAACCAUUAGCCAUGCUGGCCUUAGGCGAUGGAAUCAGAGAAGCUUCCAACAUGUGAGGUUCAAUGAAAUGCACCUUAUUCAUUGCCUUUUGUUUGUUUGUUGUUCCUUGCUGCAGCUGGCCAGGGGCUUAUCAUGAAGAGGAACUGCGUCGCUAGCGAGAAAUGCAACAAAAACGAAACUGAAACUUACUUGGGUGUUAAGUACACCACCACUUACUACUGCUGUGAAGGCGAUUUCUGCAACUCGGCUGCCACCCUUCCCACCAGCCAUCUUUCCCUGCCAAUGGUUCUGGCUAUGCUGGGCGUCUGGCUCAUUCGCCUCCUCUAA